Messenger RNA from Paramuricea clavata, 14585 nucleotides. NCBI's taxonomy places the organism in Eukaryota, Metazoa, Cnidaria, Anthozoa, Malacalcyonacea, Plexauridae. The record is from the annotation of a GenBank genome assembly.
AGAAUUGCAACUAUGGCCUCAAAAAGAAAGCCCCUGGAUGACGCACGUAGAAGAGUGAAGGAGAAAUUAAGUGCAAUUGAUGAACAGAAGGAUUUUAUUCAAAAUUCUGUUGAACAACUAACUAGUGGGGUAAUAAAACUAUCAAGAAAUUGUAUGAAAAUUUUCACAUUGGUCAGCAAUGUGCAGAGAAGAUCGAGUUCUAUCUUUUUGGCCUAAUGUACAUGUAAAGGUCCUUAUAUAUAACUACAGUGAAACACGCAAUUUGAUUGGUCAAUAGCCGUGCAGGAUCAGGCUAUCCUGCACGAGGAAUUAAAAUGCUUUCGCGGGAUUCUCAAAAUGUCAUUGUUUCACUGUAGUUAUUAUAUAAAACAAUUACCAAAUGGUUUUCCAAGCAGGAUAGCGUGUCCAUGCACUUGGGAUGUUGCUCGACUUUCGGAAAGCGUAAAAAUACACUCGCCUGCGGCUCGAGUAUUUUUACGCUUUCCGAAAGUCUCGCGACAUCCCUCGUGCAUGGAUCACACAAUCCUGCACCAGGGCGUAAUAAAACACAGCACCCUGUUUUACAGCGCCCUGCCUGCACGGAAAACCAUUCGGUAUUCCUUUAAUACACACUGGAUGCGAUUCGACAACGCGACGCGAUGUUUUCGAUUUUCACUGACCAAUAACUUUGAUCCCAGUUUAAAUUUUCCAAAUAUUUAGAAGCGCUAUAACAUUUUGAGUUAUUUGGCCUACAUAUCUUUCAAAAUUUGCUUUCAUUGGCUGUUUUAUUAACUUUCAAAAACUAAAAAGUCGCGUCGCGUUGGCGAAUCGCGUCCGGUGUGUCUGGACCUUUAGCUUAGAAUAGAACUUCGACAUUUUGAAGCAUUUCAGACACUUCAAAGUAAUUAGGUUGCUUAUACAUGUAAUGCCCGCGUCUGAUGAUGAAUAAAUGCGUGCAAAGAUGUCACAUUUCAAUUUUCACCAUAAUGCGUAAAAAAAUACCUGUGGUAUCGCGAAAAAAUUAGGGUCUGUAGGUCGGAAGUAAUUUUUUUUUGGAAUAUUUUUUUCAUAGUUUUUUCAAUAAUUAGUGUGACAACAGAUGCCAUUUUGGCAGCAUCCCGCAACCACCCGGAGAAAAUAGGGUCGCACAGUCAAUCGCGUUGAAAAAAUAAUAGGGUCGGCAGAAAAAAGAUAGGGUCGGUCGGGAACCGGAACAACAGGUAUUUUUUUACGCCUAAACUGAUGAACAGGAAUAGUGGCAUCAGAAAUCGUUUUCAUACGCCAGAAUGACAAUCGUAUAUGGCUAGUUGUAGCAUGUAAAUGGGCCUAUACUAACUUGUACUCAUUUCUGCAUCUUAAAACUUGUGUUGUCAGGUGAAACAUGCUGCCAACAGUUUGCUAACGGAAGGCAACAAGACCAAGUUCUUUCAGAAAUAUCGUGCUGUGAGUCAAGAAUUGGAGAAAUGUCUUGACGACUUGUUGUUGAUCAGCGCCACAAUAUCAUCUCUUGAAGACGAGGAGGAGGAGAGUGCUGGGUCCGAGGAAGACGACAAGCCCCCGGAUGACCUAUCACCCACCACUUCUCAUGAAGGUAUGGGCGUGUUAGGCUUCACUCAGGGGCAAAGCAAAGGCCUUUCUGGCAGAGGCUUGACAGGGUUGUGGUUUCCGAUAACGACUUAAGUUUUUGAUAAAUAUUUUUCAAUAAUAUUUCAAUGUAAUGUAGGCCACAUAAAAAAAAAAUAGUUGGUUAGCGUCCCGCCCGCCCACAAAAAAGGCCCCGCUCAGGAUUUUUUUUAAAAUUUUUUAUUUAAAAAUAAACAACAACUUUUAUUGAUCAACGGGCUCUAAUAUAUGUAGUAUUUCUGUUGACUGUAGUCAAUUGUGUUAAUAAUUUGCGAAAUUGCGUGCGAAAAUGACGGUAUGAAUCAUAUUUUGAAAUAUAUAAAAAAAUAUCUGUACUGCGCAAGAAAAUCCAGUUUCGGACCUAACAGUGAGUAAAACCAAGGCGUUAAAAAUGAGUAAAAAUUAAGCGCCCGCCCGCCCACUUUUUGGCAAAAGCUAAGGACGCUAACCAACUAUUGUUUUUCAGUAUGCGGCCUUAAUUAUGUUUUAUAUUUACAUGGUGUAAAUGUCACAGGUCUGUGACAGAUGUUCCAAGGGUAAAGGAUGGCUUUUAUAUUGUUUAUAUUGGCUUGCUAAUCAUUUUUGUGUUGUUUUAGUUGCAUCAGUUCAAUGAGUGGGGACUUGAGUCAAAUUAUACUAAUAUAUCAUGUGAUUGAAGCCCAAGAAUAGCUUCUUACAAGUUCCAGAAUAGGGUCUUACCUUACAAGAUCCUACAAUAUUCUGUACAAGAUUGAAAUCUUGUAUUGAUCUUGGAAUCUUACAGGAUUUUCUGUGUUUCUUAGGAGCCUAUAUAAAGGAACCUGUUCAAGAAUCUUCUUAUCUUCAUAUCUUCUUGUUUUAGAGCACAGUCCAGUUAGGAAUUAUCCCAAGCAUCAAGAGAAUGAGCCUGCAUCUUGUGCGCCUUCUGUCAAAUCUUUGCCAACGGAAGAAACAACUUUAAUUUCGUCACCAGCUGACACUACAAAAGACUUGAUUGAUUUUGAGACACAGACCCCUGGCGUGUGUGUGAAAGAGAACAUUUCUGAGAGCUCCCAUUCUUUAAGUGACUUUGAAAGGAAUCACCAUGCUUUAAAAGGCAACCAUGGCGAUAUUCUGGCCACAAACGACUGCCAACAGGCCCCUUUAUCUUUUAAUUUAAUAGAAAGCUCUAGCCAUGGAGUUAAAGGCAACGGGAGCAAUAAUAAUUCACCUAUACCAGACCCAACCAAGAAACAAGCUAGCUUAGCUUUUGAUUUAAUAGACAUUGGCGAGCAUACUUUGAAAAAACCGACAAGUUUACAACUUCAAAAAGUUUGUGACAAGAAGACGGAAAAUAGUAACGAACAUAACAGUCCUAAAGAUGAAGCCAGGAAGCAAAUCGCCGUGGACAGUUCUCUGGAUUCAACUUCGUAUGUAAAUGACCUGUUUAUGUCAAGUCCACCGUUAAAUUUGCAAAGUGCAGCUGAAGCAGUUGACCGUAGUUCGCGAAGAAACAGUUUUGACUCUUUUGUUGAGGAAAGUGGGAAAAUAUUAGACGUGAGUGGUAAGGACACGUCAAAUGAAGUAGGAAAUGAGGGCGAAUGUAGUUCUCCAACUGCUGUUCGUUUAAAACGGAUUGGAUUCUGUGAAUAUAAGUCACAAGAGCAAGUGACAACGAUGCCGGGAAUAGCAAAUGACAUUGGGGAACAGGAAAUAGUAGUAAAUGAAAGAGACGUACUCAAAGUAACACUAAAUGAAAAUAACGAAGCCGAAAUAACAACGAACGAAAGUGAAAAGCCUAAAAUCACAGCGAGGUGCAAUGAAAAACUUAACACAAAAGCGAGUGACAUUGAAAAGCCUAGUACAGCAGCGAGUAACAUUGAAAAGCGUAAAACAAAAGCGAGUGACAUUGAAACGCCUAAUACAGCAGCGAGUAACAUUGAAACGCCUAAAACAACAGCAAAUAACAUUGAAAAGCAUAAAACAACAGCAAAUAACAUUGACAAGUCUAAAACAACAGCGAAUGACAUUGAAAAACCUAAAACAACGGCAAUUAACAUCGAAAAGCCUGAAAUGCUUGCCGAAAGCCUGAAAAGCUCCAAAAUGUUGAUGAAUGAAAGUGACAAAGCGAAAAUGAAUGACUCUGGCAAAGCCAAAAAAACAUUGAACAAAGACGAGAAAUCCGAAAUAAGCUUCGAAGCAGAGCUGUCACGGGCCACAGAGAAAACGGCGAAAGCAUCACAGGAAUGUACAAUCGCAUCAAAUGAAACUAAAAUUGAAAUUUCAAGACAGCGCCAACUUGUGACAGCGCCUUGUCAGGACGAAACGUUGAUCCAGAACUCUGAGGCCAAAAGUCAAAUGCAUGUUCAAAAAGGUAUAUCAUCCAAUUAUUUUAUACAUUACGAUUAACUAGAGGAAAGUACUAUAACCGCAUUAAGGCAAUAACAACCAAUCCUUUCCUUUGGCGCAUUCUCUCUCAAUGGAUGAUACCAGGCAUAGACGAAAUUUUAAUAUAGACGAAAUCCAUUACCAUAGCUGGAAAGAGCAUCUUAAAAUGAGUAAAAUUGCAAAGUUUGGUUGCGAAUUGUUGUAAAAUGAGGAAAAUAUAGCCCUGUGAAGUUCGCAAAUUUUGCCAUAUAUUUGCAUUACGCGCGGUAAAAAUAACCAUUUUUGAGCCGAAAGUGGUUAUUUUUACCGCGCGUAAUACAAAUACAUACAAAAUUUGCGAACUUCACAGGGCUACAUUUUCUUCAUUUUACAACAUUUAGCUUGCCUUGAUCCCGAGCCAACGGAGCGGAGCGUCGUGCGCGGGUACUAAUUCCGCCCGGCUAUUUACCCCCGGGGAAAGGAAAGCAUUAGCGAAGUCUACUGCUUGUGAACAGAUUUGUAACAACUUGUUUGCAGACCUGUAACAGUUUGUGCGUUUUUACGUGUGUAGAAUCAGAUAUAGCUGUAUGGUUUUUUUUUGUUUCAUUCAAUAAUUUUCCAGCGACUGACAAGAUUGAUACAUUUCCAGUAUCUGCUGGUGACGUCAUCGAAGAAGCUCUGAGGGAGAAACCCACGUGUGAAUUGGCGGACGUAAAAGGUAAGCACGUGCUUAGCAUUCCCUAUACACAUGAAAACCCACAACUUGUACACACGUAAAAAUCUCACAACUUGUUAACAAGAUGUGUUCGCAACAGGCUUUUGUCAACAGGUUGUGACAAUGCUGUUAUUUUAUCAAGUUGCUACAAGCUUGUCACUCACAACUUGUUGACAAGUUGUUGAAUUGCAGGACGAUGACAAGUUGUUGUAGCAAGUUGUCAACAAGCUGGGAACAAGCAGUGCGAACACAUCCUGUUGACAAGUUGUUGGAACAGCAUUGCUACAAGUCUGCUGCAGGUUUGUUACAACUUGUGUGUUUUAACGUGUGUACCUGCAGCAGGCUUGUAGCAAUGCUCUUCCAACAAUUUGUCAACAGGAUGUGUUCGCACUGCUUGUACCCAGCUUGUUGUGACAACUUGCUACAAGGUUGUUGAGCUCAACAGAUUUGUUACAAGUUGUUCCAACAACCUGUUGUCGUCCUGGAAUUCAACAUCUUGUCAACAAGUUGCGAGUGACAACCUUGUAGCAACUUGAUAAAAUAACAGUAUUGUUACAACUUGUUGACAAGCUUGCUACAAGCCUGUUGCGAACACAUCUUGUUGACAAGUUGUGAAAUUUUUACGUGUGUAACAAACCUGUUGCAAUGCUGUUUCAACAACUUGUCACUAGGUUGUGUUCUUAACACUUGAUCCAGGCUUUAGAAACUACGAUCGUUUUAUAUUCCGCAGGUUUACAGAUUCCUCCGUUUGAGAUUUCGAAAGACAAGUGUAUGAAAGUCACCGUGAAAGAGAUUCACAGUCCAAACGAUUUUUGGAUCCAGAAAGCAAAUGAUGAUUUAGACUUAUUGAUGGAAAAGAUGUGGUACGUACUGCACUCAAAACGUGUUCCAUAUUUCGCUGCAAUUUAUAACUGUUACUGAGAUAUCCAGUAUAAAUAAAAUUAGUUUAGUUUAGGUUUCCUCCUGUAGUAACACUGGAUCAAUAAGAGAUGAUCCUUAGUAGACCUCUAGGAAGAACAGUUUAGAACUGAUAGAGCUAUCCAGUAUAAAUAAAAUUAGUUUAGUUUAGGUUUCCUCCUGUAGUAACACUGGAUCAAUAAGAGAUGAUCCUUACUGGACCUCUAGGAAGAACAGUUUAGAACUGAUAGAGCUAUCCAGUAUAAAUAAAGUUAGUUUAGUUUAGGUUUCCUCCUGUAGUAACACUGGAUCAAUAAGAGAUGAUCCUUACUGGACCUCUAGGAAGAACAGUUUAGAACUGAUAGAGCUAUCCAGUAUAAAUAAAGUUAGUUUAGUUUAGGUUUCCUCCUGUAGUAACACUGGAUCAAUAAGAGAUGAUCCUUACUGGACCUCUAGGAAGAACAGUUUAGAACCGAUAGAGCUAUCCAGUAUAAAUAAAGUUAGUUUAGUUUAGGUUUCCUCCUGUAGUAACACUGGAUCAAUAAGAGAUGAUCCUUACUGGACCUCUAGGAAGAACAGUUUAGAACUGAUAGAGCUAUCCAGCAGAAAUAAAGUUAGUUUAGUUUAAGUUUCCUCCUGUAGUAACACUGGAUCAAUAAGAGAUGAUCCUUACUGGACCUCUAGGGAGAACAGUUUAUAACUGAUAGAGCUAUCCAGUAUAAAUAAAGUUAGUUUAGUUUAGGUUUCCUCCUGUAGUAACACUGGAUCAAUAAGAGAUGAUCCUUACUGGACCUCUAGGAAGAACAGUUUAGAACUGAUAGAGCUAUCCAGUGUAAACAAAGUUAGUUUAGUUUAGGUUUCCUCCUGUAGUAACACUGGAUCAAUAAGAGAUGAUUCUUACUAGACCUCUAGGAAGAACAGUUUAGAACUGAUAGAGCUAUCCAGUGUAAACAUAGUUAGUUUAGUUUAGGUUUCCUCCUGCAGUAACACUAGAUCAAUAAUGGAUGACCCUAACUGGACCUCUAGGAAGAAGAGUUUAGAAUUGAUCCAGUAUGUAAAGAGUGUGAGUUUUAUUUCUUUUAUUUAAUGCCCCAUGCAGGUUCAAGUUGUUGAACUCACUCCAGGCGGGGCUGAUAUUAAACUGACGAAUGUAAAUAAAGAGGAAUAUACACGGUGAGUUAAAGUUCACACCAACAUGUCAUUUCACUGUCUGGUAUACGUAUACGUAUACGUUUCAAGCCAAGUACCACGUAGCUACCCGGUACUUUUGCCAUCUGCUUGCUUAGCUAUUUGGUCUGCAUAUCUUGUAAAAUUUUUAUCCGUUGACGGUUUUAUUUGUUUCUGAAAACUGAAAAUUCGCGUCGCGUUGCCAAAUCGCAUAUGGCCCUUAAGGCUUGUUUCAAACGUAGCACAAUCGUCGAAUUUAAUUCAGACGAAUUUAAUUGAACGAUUUAAAUGCGACGGUAGUGCAUGCUCCGUAUGAAACGAAUUAAAUUCUUCUGAUGAAUUAAAUUCGUCCAAGACGUUUUAUCCGUCAUGGUCAGACGGAUACAGCGUCUGUAGCGCGUCUUCGUUUCAUAGGACGACGAUGUAAAUGCAUAAAUUAUGUUAAAGUCUGUUUCCCUCUUUCUGCUCUCGUGGGGUUUUUUCUGGGUAAUCCAUGAUCGCUAGUCAUGAAAUGGAUUCGUCUGAAUUAAAUUCGUCGUUUGAAACGUAUAUCCAUUUUAAUGUCGACCAAUUGACGAAUUUAAUAACGAAUUAAAUUCGUCUGAAUUAAAAUCGACGUAUGAAACAGGCCUAAAUUAACAAUGCGAACAUAUCUUGUUGGCAAGUUGUGAGAUUUUGACCUGUGUAGAUCGCCAUUCUGCCCAGUGAGCUAUCGAUCCAUUUUGGGAUUUUUUUGUAGCUUGAUUAUCGCGUGGAGAUUUGUAAAUCGUGUUGAAAAACAGAUGAAAAAGUUUAUGGAGGUAACACGCUUCCUCUUUCUAAUAGCGAAAGAUGUGUACAUGUAUUACAAUACCCUAAAAUUAACACUGAAUACGACGGGGUUUGUACAAAACUGGAAAAUCCUUGAUAGUCCUUGAAUUUGGAAACAAAAUUUCAAGGCCUUGAAAGUCAUUGAGUUUAUAAAGAAUUAAGUACUUGAAAGUUCUUAAAUUGUUCUUGCUUUAGUGGAUAUUUUCUGAAAUUGUUUGGCAUUAAGAAUUGGACGUUUUGUAAAUUCAUUAAAGUUGCCGUUUGAACAGUAUAAUGUCAUUUUCUACUGAUUUCUAACGCCUUUUCAGCCCUUUAUACUCCUUAAAUUUCCUGAUUCAUGGUCUUAAAAGUCCUUGAAAAGUUCUUGAAUUUAACUCUUCCUGACCUGUACCAACAACCAUGAUACGAUGUCCAGAUGAGAUGAUGAGAUGAUGAGACCAAUAAUAACAGUACUAUAUUAGUCUAUUGCAUUUCUUAUUCUAUCCUAACAUUUCCCGCUGUUAACGGUUCGAGGUGUACUGUGUCCUCAUGAAUAUAUUAACUUAUCACUAGCGUAGCAAUGAUACCUCUUCUAUCACCAAUAGUAACUAGUCAUUCGUCAGAGAUGGAGAAUUAUGUAACAAAAAUUUAAAAACUAUCCAAAUUACCAAACUUAUCAUCAGGGUAGCCUCAAAUAUCUUGUAGCCUUGGAUAUUGACACCCUCAUAUUCACAGUCCAGUACCACCCUAUAAAACUCUGCUUGACCGAAAAAACUUGAAGCGACUUUCUGCACAGCUCGUUGGUGGCUAAUUCAUUUCCCAUUUGCCCACUAUUUGAAGUGUAGCUUAAUUCCAUGCUAACGCCUGUUAUUUUACCAGUGAAAUACAUUUUAGGCCGAAGUUUUAUUCUACCAAUAACAUAUAAAUUUUAGGACAGAGUAGUAAAUUUUGCAAAAUUUUAGGGUUUCAAUGAGUUGGUACCACAAAAUCAAUUGAAGAUGUUUGAUGAGCGAGAACUCGAGGUAGGGCUUCAUCAACCUGCAUGUCACCGUAUAUGAGAUACUGCAUACAAAAUCGUGUGUAAUCAUGACCCCUACAUACGGUAUCUAAAGCCUGGUUUAGACUAUCAAAGUUUCUGUGAUCACAGUAGGAAUUUUGCAUGGGUAAAUUCUAAGUUUUGAAGGAUUUGUUAGAAAUAUUUCAGGAAACUCAUUCAUUGUUAAACACGGAGUUAGUUCCUUCAAACAUUUCUUACAUAUCCAUCUCAGACUCAUUAAUAAUUCAUGAGUAAAUUAGCCAACCAUAUUGCUUUAUUUUUCUCACAUGAUAAUACAACAGCUGGCCUCUGUAGCUCAGUUGGUUAGAGCGCUGCACCGGAAUCGCAGAGCCGUAGGUUCAAUUCCUACCAGAGGACCUUGUGCUGCAUUUUUCGCAGUCGUUCCUGGUCAGGUCUUAAAAUGUAUUUAAUCACUUGGAUUACAAACCCUAACAUUCUAAUAUUAAUUCCACCAAGUGAAGUGCAAGAAACCACAUCAUUCAAGUCCACCUUAUCACAACCCGCACACCCGAUUACCUAUAUAUACAUGAACUUACGGUUACAGCUCAACAGCUGGCCUCUGUAGCUCAGUUGGUUAGAGCGCUGCACCGGAAUCGUAGGGCCGUAGGUUUAAUUCCUACCAGAGGACCUUGUGCUGCAUUUUUCGCAGUCGUUCCUGGUCAGGUCUUAAAAUGUAUUUAAUCACUUGGAUUACAAACCCUAACAUUCUGAUAAUACUGGAUACCUGAUGAAGUAUAUUGAUCCAGUCCUAGGAUUGGUUGAAAAUUAAUUCAGUCCUUGGACUGGAUCAAAAUUAAUUCACCUCCGACUUUAAGUAGUGAUUUAUUCGUAUGCGAUGUCAUUUCAAAUCCUCCAAUUCGGACUGGACUAGAUUUCAAUUUCGAUUUGAUCCAGUCCUCGACGAAUCAAAUUGCGCGAACUUGAAAUCUAGUCCAGUCCUCAUAGUCGGAUUUGAAAUAUUACGUAACUUACAUUUGUAGCUUCUAAUGUGUGGUGUUGCAGUGGUGGAUGUUGACGAUUGGAGAAAGAACACGAUGUACCGCGGUUAUUACCAUGAUCAGCAUUCCACUAUACAAUGGUUUUGGAAGGUAAAUUGUUAUCGACUAAUGAUGCAUGAGAAACAAGCUUCCCUCUUGACUGUUCGGAGAGAACUGGAUUUUCCCAGCACUGUGGUUUGUGGCUGAACUACCAGAAAAAAAGAUUGAAACCUUUUGGACAUUCCUGGUGAAUGCUCUUCGUCCACACAUGUGAAAACGCACAAGUUGUAACAAACCUGCAGCAGACUUGUAGCAAUGCUGUUCCAAUAACUUGCCAACAAGAUGUGUUCGGACUGCUUGUUCCCAGCUUCUUGACAAAUUGUCAACGGUUUGUUGAUAACUUGCUACAAGGUUGUUGAGCUCAACAAACUUGUUACAAGUUGUUCCAACAACUUGUUAUCGUCCUGCAAUUCAACAAUUUGUCAACAAGUUGUGAGUGACAACCUUGUAGCAACUUAUAAGAUAACAGCAUUGUUACAAUUUGUUGACAAGCUUGCUACAAGUCUGUUGCGAACACAUCUCGAGUAAAAAUCGGACAGCUUGUCAACAAGAUGUGUUCGCACUGCUUGUUCCCAGUUGUUGACAAGUCUGGGACAAGUUGUUAUCAUCUUGUAACAAAGUUGAUGAGGCCAACAGGCUCGCAACAAGUUGUUGCAACAAGUCUGAUAUCGUCCGCACGUAACAAGUUGUUAACAAGUUGAUGACAACAAGCUCGUAGCAACUUGUUACGAACAGGCGGUAUUAGUCUUGUUGGAACAACUUGUAGCAAGUGUGUUACCGUCAUCAACCUUGUAACAAGGUGAUAACAACUUGUUCCAGACUUGUCACAACAACUGGGAACAAGCAGUGCGAACACAUCCUGAUAUCGGCCUGAUCGACGACAACCUUGUAGAUCUGGAACAACUUGUGCGUUUUUACGUGUGUAGAAGCUUCUGACUUCUUGACGAAUACACACGUAAAAACGCACAAGUUGUUACAAGUCUGCAAACAAGUUGUAAAAAAUCUGUUCACAAGCUGUCAACAAGUUGUGUUCGCACUGCUUGUUCCCAGUUGUUGGAACGACUUUGGAACUAUACAAUUACUUUAUGGUUUCCGUGUUUGGAUGGCCUGAUCCAAACACGCGGGAAUGUUGCGAGAGUUAAGAAAAGCGAGCGAAAUCACGAGCCGAAGGCGAGUGAUUUUGCCCGCUUUUCUUAACUCGAGCAACAUUCCCAAAUGUUUGGAUCAGUCCAUCCAAACACGGAAACCAUAAAGUAAUUGUUUUAUAAAAUAACAACAACACGGUAGUCUUCCGUGUUUGGAUGGCCUGAUCCAAACACGGCUUUCGACCAAUCAGAAUACGCGUUAUAUACAUGUUAUUUUAUAAAAGCUGUUAAUAACUUGGAACAAGCUGUUAAUAACUUGUAACAAGUUUGAUGGCAUUAUCAGACUUGUAGCAAAGUUGUUCUAACAAGUCUGAUACAGUCAUGAUAUAACAAGAAUGUUACAAGGUUGACGACACAAGGUUGUAACAAUAUUGUUAUAUCAUGACUGUAUCGGACUUGUUGGAACAACCUUACAACAAAUCUGAUAAUAUCAACAAGGUUGUUGCAAGUUGUUAACAGUUUAUUCCAAACUUGUUGACAACUUGUGACAAGCAGUGCGAAGACAACUUGUUGACGACUUGUUGGCAGACAUGCUACAAGAUGUGAGAUUUUUACAUGUAUAGCCUUCGCUCCUAACAUUUUUGUCACUUCUGUAGGCAGUGCAGUCGUUCAACAUGGAAGAUCGUGCAUGUUUGCUACAAUUUGUUACUGGUACAUCGCGAGUCCCAAUGAAUGGUUUUGCUGAGUUGUAUGGUAGCAAUGGUCCGCAGAAGUUCACCAUUGAACCGUGGGGAAAAGCACACUCGUUGCCAAGAGCACAUACCUGGUAGGUUCCCUUGUGAAUUAUCAUAACCUAUAUACAUGUAUAGUAAGGACUGUCGACCGUUCAAGUUGAGGUCGCACUGCUUGUUCCCAGUUGUUGUAACAAGUUUGGAACAAUCUGUUAACAACUUGUAACAAGUUUGAUAACAAGAAUGUGAUGACACAAAGGUUGUAACAACACUGUUAUAUCAUGAUUGUAUCGGAACACGUCUGAUAAUAUCAACAAGGUUGCUAUAAGUUGUAGUAAGUCUGCCAACAAGUCGUCAACAAGUUGUGUUCGCACUGUUUGUCCCAAGUUGUCAACAAGUUCGGAACAAGCUGAUAACAACUUGUAACAACCUUGUUGAUAUUAUCAGAAUUUUUGAAAGGUUCCAAGAAAUCCGAUACAAUCAUUUUAUAACAGUGUUGUUACAACCUUUGUGCCAUCAACCUUGUAACAUUCUUGUUAUAUCAUGACUGUAUCAGACUUGUUAGAACAACCUUGUAACGUGUCUGAUAAUGCCAUCAAGUUGUCUUCGCACUACUUGUUCCCAGUUGUUGUAACAAAUUUGGAACAAGCUGUUAACAACUUGUAACAAUUUUGUUGGCAUUACCAGACUUGUAGCAAGGUUGUUGUAACACAGUCAUGAUAUGACAAGAAUGUCACAAGGUUAACUACACAAGGUUGUAAUAGUAUUGUUCAUCAUAACUGUAUUAGACUUGUUGGAACAACCUUGCAACAAGUCUGAUAAUAUCAACAAGGUUGUUACAAGAUGUUAACAGCUUGGUCCAAACUUGUUGACAACUUGGGACAAGCAGUGCGAACACAACUUGUUGAAGGCUUUUUUUGCAGACUUACUAUACAAGUAAAAACGCACAAGUUGUUACAGGUCAGAAACAAGUUGUUACAAAUCUGUUCACAAGCUAUCGACAAGUUGUGUUCGAAUUGCUUGUUCCCAGUUGUUGUAACAAGUUUGAAACAAGCUGUUAACAACUUGUAACAAGCUUGACGGCAUUAUCAGACUUGUUACAAGGUUGUUCUAACAAGUUUGAUACAGUCAUUAUAUAACAAGAAUGCUACAAGUUUGACGAACAAGGUUGUAACAAUAUGGGUAUAUCAUUCAUGUCAUGACUGUAUCGGACUUGUUGGAACAACCUUGCAACAAGUUUGAUAAUAUCAACAAGGUUGUUACAAGUUGUUAACAGCUUGGUCCAAACUUGUUGACAAUUUGGGACAAGCAGUGCGAACACAACUUGUUGUGUAUUUAAUUUGGUGUUUUUCUAAAAUCUAUGCCGUUAUCCUUUUAGUUUCAAUCGUCUGGACUUACCAAAGUUUAGCAGCUAUCACGAACUCAAAGAAAAAUUAAAAUUAGCAAUUUAUAACACAGAAGGAUUUGAUGGCGUCGACUAACAAGCAAGAAGACACACGAGGUACGGCAAUAAAAAUGAAUGUAAUUUUUCAAAAUAACUAGAGAUGCGCAUGGAUGGACUACUAUAUUAAGUUAUAACAAUUGAUACAACGCCAGAUAUUUGCGCAAAAUUUAAGAAACAAUUUUGAAUAAGUUGCGACUAUAAAUCUAGGUGUAAUAUCUAUUGAGUCUAGAGUCGCUGGAACGAUUUCCAUAUAGUAUGUAGUAUAUUUAGUUAUAUGCAUGUAACAGUACUAAGGAUUAUAGAAGGGGGGAGGGGGGCAUUCAACCAGAAAUGUCGGAUGUAAAAUCGUGCUAUAAACAGCUUUCUAUAUAAACAGUAUAGAAGGCCCAGUGAGCGCUGUAUAUUACUGGAGUUAUAUAAUCGAAUCUUCUAUCCUAGAGUAAUUUCUUGGGUUUCAAUCACGUGAUAUUUUAACAUAAUUUUACUCAAGUGGGAGAUCAAAGAAACAAAAUGGCUGUCAACGCAUCUUAUGUAAAUGAGUUCAGCGACUAUUAAACAAUAUAAAAGCCUUCCUUUACACACGUGAAAAUCUCACAUCUUGUAGCAAGUCUGCCAACAAGCUGUCAUCAAGUUGUGUUCGCACUGCUUGUCCCAAGUUGUCAACAAGUUUGGAACAAGCUGUUAACAACUUGUAACAAACUUGAUGGCAUUAUCAGACUUGUUACAAGGUUGUUCUAACAAGCCUGAUACAGUCAUGAUAUGACAAGAAUGUUACAAGGUUGACGACACAAGGUUGUAACAAUAUUGUUAUAUCAUGACUGCAUUGGACUUGUUGGAACUACCUUGCAACAAAUCUGAUAGUAUCAACAAGGUUGUUACAAGUUGUUAACAACUUGUUCCAAACUUGUUACAACAACCGGGAACAAGCAAUGCGAAGACAAAUUAUCGACAGCUUGUGAACAGAUUUGUAACAAAUUGUUUUCAGACUUGUAACAACUUGUGCGUUUGUACGUGUGUACCCCAGUGAACUCUAGUGUACCCUUGAUACAGACCACGUGACGUACUACGAGACGUCACAUGUGAAACCCGAGAAUAUCCUCUAUAUGCCUUUAAAAGAAAGAAAAUUUUAUAAAAUAUGAUUGGCCGACACAAAUUUUCCGUCGGAAAAAACUUUUGAAGUUGAAAAUUUUCAACUUUUAACAAUGAUAUUUUUCGGAAAAUUUUCUGUCCAUGGAAAUUUUUCUUGAGUGGAAAUGAGCCUUAAAACCUUGUUUGCAUUCACUGAUCGACGUAGAGAAAUUAGAGGACGAGGAUUUCUAAUUUGCAUUAGAACAAGUUGGUGGAUAACUUCAGGUAUAUAUGGAACUCACUAGUCUUACCCUAAGGGGCCUGCUUGUAGGCUAGUCUUGCCCUAAGGGGCCUGCUUGUAGGCUAGUCUUGCCCUAAGGGGCCUGCUUGUAGGCUAGUCUUGCCCUAAGGGGCCUGCUUGUAGGCUAGUCUUGCUCUGAUUUCAUCCCGACUCAGCUCAUACUUUAAGAAAACAAGAGUAGAGUAAUAUAGUAAUAUAGUUAGGUAAUUUCUAUGUCGGUGCAAUACUAGAAAAAAUGUAUAAAACAUUUUAUAAAGAUUAUAUUAUGCAGUAGGUUAUGAAUAUCGAUUGUAGUAUACAGCGUGUUGUUGUAUAAAUUUCGCUUAUAGUAAAUUAGUAUAAAUUUGAAAACUACUUUAUGCUGACC